Magallana angulata is the source of this 674-nucleotide messenger RNA. RefSeq lists its product as uncharacterized. The record is from RefSeq and is a predicted model, not a curated record. The coding region runs from base 1 to 471 and encodes 156 amino acids. The transcript is spliced from 4 exons. NCBI's taxonomy places the organism in Eukaryota, Metazoa, Mollusca, Bivalvia, Ostreida, Ostreidae.
AUGAAGUAUCAGCUUUAUGUUGUCCUCUGUUUGUAUUGCAGUACUACAUUUUGCGUAUCUUUGAACUGCGAAAGGAACUCGGAUGAAAAUUGUCUUGAGGAUUGCCAGUGGAACGAGAGUUUAAACAAAUGCGUUGAUUGUAACGUUGGAUCAUAUGGGAAAAACUGUUCCAGUCCAUGCAGGUAUCCAAAUUAUGGAAGAGAUUGUCAACAAGAUUGUUCGUACUGCAACGAAGAAUUGUGCGAUUCUACAUUAGGUUGUACGAAAAAUUAUGGAACAACACAAAGGGGUUCAAAAGCAUCAAAGGAAAUCACUUUUGGUUCAGUUCAACUUGAUUACGUGAUCAUCGGAGUAAUGGCAUCCGGGUUUUUAGUUACUUUUAUAGCCAUUGCCUAUUUGUUUAGAAGAAAAAAACAAUGGGUCCGAAAUAUCAGAACUUCAUCUUUUGUCGACAGACUUAGUUACCACUGAGAAUGAGUUUGAUUCGAACUCUCACAAAAAGAAAAGAUGUGCUUUUAUGUUUUACUCAUUGGUUGGUUGAAAUUGAAGGACAAGUGCGGAAAGUGGAAGAUGAUGUAAAAUCGAUGUGUUGAUAUAAGAUUACUUAAUUGAUUGUUGGUUUAAGCAAACUGGUAUUGAUAAUUAUGUAAUGAGUUGUUCGAAAUCAUGGUAUU